GGGGGGAGCCGCAAAACCUCGAACUUAAAACUUACACUCACUAUUUUCUUCAAAAAUAUACGUGAGUUCCACAAAAUCAGGACGAUAUCUUUUGUUGUAUGAGAGUAAUAAAGAAUUUAAAAUAGCUAGUUACUUUUCAAUCACCCUGUAUAUACAUACUCAUAAUUACAUCUUUCAUAAAACUCAAAAAGAAAAUUCAUUAUUUGUAAUAGAAUGAUUAUCGUGAUCUAUUUCUCUUUCCAAGCAAAACAAAAAGAACUUUAAUUAUUUGUAUUAAUGAUUUAUUAAUUCCGUACGAUGACUUACAUUUCAACUCUACUAAAUUCUUUUUUUGAAGUCUACUAAUUCAAAAUGUAAGAUAUCAAGAUAGUCGAAAAGAAAAACAAAAAAAAAGAACAUAUAUCAAUAGUUAUUCUAUGAUAAAUAAAGUAAUAAAGAAAACCAAAACGAAAACACCUCAGUGUCAAAAUAAGAAAUCUGAAACAAGUCAAAAUUUGGAACGAUGUUGAUUUUGCAAAAAAUUUAAAUGAACUUUUCACUUUUUUCUCUCUUAUUUUAUUCUCUCUCUCCUUUCUCUCUCGAUUUCAGUUCAUCCAUUACGUGGGAGUUCUAUUGAUAUUCAUCCGAAUGCUCGAUGGCAACAGAAUGGUAUCACUGUAUCUGGAGGAAAUCGACAAGGCAAUGGAAUCAAUCAACUCUCAAACCCAUGGGGUUUGUAUGUUGAUAAUGAUCAAACAAUUUAUGUUGCUGAUCGAGCGAAUCACCGUAUUGUGGAAUGGAAACGAGGUGCAACAAGUGGCCAAGUGGUUGCCGGUGGAAAUGGACAAGGAAGUGGAGAUCAUCAAUUGUCUAACCCAACAGAUGUGAUUAUCGACAAAGAGAGAGAUAGUCUCAUCAUAUGCGAUUUUUCGAAUAGAAGAGUGGUUCGAUGGCCUCGUCGAAAUGGGACAAGUGGAGAAACAAUCAUCUCCAACAUCUUAUGUGUGGGUUUGACAAUGGACGAGAAUGGAUCUCUCUAUGUCACGGACUACGGAAGAGAUGAAGUGAGACGAUAUCGAAGAGGAGAAUCUCAAGGAACAGUGGUUGCAGG
Molecule: messenger RNA, 1090 nt
Organism: Rotaria sp. Silwood1
Lineage: Eukaryota; Metazoa; Rotifera; Eurotatoria; Philodinida; Philodinidae
Source: the annotation of a GenBank genome assembly